Molecule: messenger RNA, 2764 nt
Organism: Lotus japonicus
Lineage: Eukaryota; Viridiplantae; Streptophyta; Magnoliopsida; Fabales; Fabaceae
Exons: 7
Coding region: 80-2764 (894 amino acids)
Biological process (GO): telomere maintenance; DNA repair
Molecular function (GO): translation initiation factor activity; DNA helicase activity
Source: RefSeq, a predicted model, not a curated record
CACGGUAGAAUUUCAAAAGCGUGGAUUACCUCAUGCACACAUACUUUUGUGGCUUCAACCUCAACACAAAAUUAAAAAAAUGGAGGAUAUAGACAAACAUGUUUCUGCAGAGCUUCCUGAUCCUAAAGUUUAUCCAAAUUUAUACAAGGCAGUAUCAUCAUACAUGAUGCAUGGUCCAUGUGGUGUUGUUGACCCUAAGUCAGUUUGCAUGGUCGAUGGAAAAUGUUCUAAACACUUUCCAAAAAAAUUCCAGAAUUGCACAACAGUUGAUGAUGAUGGUUAUCCAAUUUAUAAAAGAAGAAGAACUGGGAUCACAAUUUUGAAGAAAGGAGUUCCUCUCGAUAAUGGUUUUGUUGUUCCUUAUAACCCGGUCUUGCUUAUGCGCUAUCAAGGACACAUCAAUGUUGAGUACUGCAAUAAGUCGAAUGCUAUAAAAUAUCUUUUCAAGUAUAUUAACAAAGGACCUGAUAGAGUCAAUGAAUGCAGGUACCCUACUCCAUGUGAAGCCGCGUGGAGAACAUUCAAAUAUGAUAUUCAUGAAAGAUGGCCUCCAAUGUUAAGAUUAGGAUUCCAUCUUCCAAACCAACAAAGUGUUUUAUUCAAAGAGAAUGACGAUUUGGAAGUUGUGAAGGAAAACUCAACUAAAAAGGGAACUCAAUUCUUGGCAUGGAUGGAUGCCAACAAAAAGUACCAGGAGGGGAGAAAUCUUACAUAUGCAGAAUUUCCUUCCAAAUUUGUGUACAACAAAAAAUCAACAAUAUGGCACAGUUUUAAAAGCAUAAGAACUGUAAAGGGUGUUGUUUAUCCCACAUUUCGCGAUGCAUGCGAAGCGAUGGGAUUACUGGAGGAUGACCGGGAGUAUGUUGAUGGAAUUUCAAUUGCAAGUGAUCUUGGUUCCGGAUCUCAGCUAAGGAAAUUAUUUACCAGAAUGCUGAUGACAAACUUGAUUUCCAGGCCACAAGAAGUUUGGAGAAAGUCUUGGACUCUUUUAAGUGAUGGGAUUUUGUAUGAUAGAAGAAAAGCACUCAACAUUCCAGAUCUUCGUAAAGAGGAUGAAGAAUUACAGAACUUAUGUCUGAUUGAGAUUGAAAAAAUAUUGCAAGGCAAUGGAAGGUCACUCAAGGAAUUUCCAUGUUUACCAUACCCUAAAUUUUCAGAAAUUCAAAAUUUUGAAAAUAGAUUCGUUGCAGAUGAGUUGAAUUAUAAUAGGGAUGAAAUGGUAAAGAUUCAUGAUGAAUUGGUUAGUUCUCUUACUUCAGAGCAAGAGAUUGUUUAUAAGAAUGUUUUGGAUGCUGUUUUGCCUGAUAACGGUGGAUUCUUUUUUCUAUAUGGUUUUGGAGGAACGGGAAAAACAUUUGUUUGGAAUACAUUAUCUGCUGCUUUGCGUUCAAUGAGCCUUAUUGUCUUAAAUGUCGCAUCUAGUGGAAUUGCAUCACUAUUGUUACCUGGAGGUAGAACUGCUCAUUCAAGGUUUUCUAUUCCUAUUUCAAUAAAUGAGAUAUCAACCUGUAAUCUUCGUCACGGUUCCCCAAAAGCUGAAUUAUUGAAAAAAGCAAGCCUAAUUAUUUGGGAUGAGGCACGGAUGUACAUUCCAUUCGGAGGUAAAGUUGUGGUACUAGGAGGCGACUUUAGACAAAUACUUCCAGUUAUUUCAAAAGGAAGUCGUUUAGAAAUUGUCGGUUCAGCUAUCAAUUCUUCAUAUUUGUGGAAGCAUUGCAAGGUAAUGAAGCUGACUAUUAAUAUGAGAUUGCAAAAUGCUACAUCGACUUCUUCAGCAGCAGAAAUAAAAGAGUUUGCAGAUUGGUUGCUUCAAGUUGGAGAUGGUACAGUUAAAACGAUUGAUGAGGAAGAAACACUUAUUGAGAUUCCUCCAGAUCUUCUUAUUGAACAGUGUAAGGAACCGUUGCUUGAAUUAGUUAAUUUUGCAUAUCCAAAACUUGCACAUAAUUUGCAAAAAAAUUCAUUCUUUCAAGAAAGAGUGACCCUUGCAUCAACCCUUGAAUGUGUAGAGGAAAUCAACAACUUUAUGUUAGCAAUGAUUCCUGGAAUUCCAAACCAUGCAAUUAAACUAAAAGCUGGUGUCCCUAUCAUGCUCAUUCGAAACAUAGACCAAGCUGCAGGGUUGUGUAGUGGAACUCGAAUGAUAGUCAAUGCUUUGACUAAAUAUAUAAUUGUCGCUACUGUUUUGAAUGGAAACAAUAUGGGUGAAACAACAUUUAUUCCAAGGAUGAGCUUAACUCCAUCUAAUUCUGACAUUCCAUUCAAAUUCCAGCGCAGACAAUUCCCUGUUGCUUUAUGUUUUGCAAUGACUAUAAAUAAAAGUCAGGGGCAAUCUUUAUCUCAUGUUGGACUGUAUUUGCCAAGGCCUGUCUUUACUCACGGACAGCUAUAUGUUGCACUUUCUAGAGUUAAAUCUAGAAAAGGGUUGAAGAUGCUCAUCAUAGAUGACGAAGGAGUUGAAUCUAACACUACACGCAGCGUGGUGGUUUCCGUGCAGGUGGUGGGGGUGGUGGAUUCGGCGCAGGUGGUGAGGGCGGUGGAUUCGGCGGCAGGUUUAGAGUUGAUUGAGUGGAUGUCUGGUAAGAAACCUCUUCCUUCUACUGCUCCUCCUCCUUCCAGAUCUUCUGGUUAUCGCAGUUCUGGCUUCGAACCUGAUCGGUGGUCGAGGCGUGAAAUGGAGCCUAGGCGGAAGAGGCCGAGGUUCGUGCGGGAUCCACAGAGGGGUGAUGGUUUUGGGACUGGAAAACGCGAGUCCAUUUGGUGA